UUGGAGGGUGGACCAUCAUGGCGGCCGUCAUGAGGCUUGUCAACAGAAGCACUUUAUUAAGUUCAGCAAUGGGUCAACAAUAUUUGGCUUUUAGCACCGCAGCAAAGGCUGGCGUAAGAGCAGGUCAAGCUCUUCCUGAAAAGGUGAAAAUAGUGGAAGUGGGACCCCGAGAUGGUCUACAGAAUGAAAAGACCAUUGUGCCAACAGAGACAAAAAUACACUUGAUUGACAUGUUGUCAGCGUCAGGGCUGCCAGUCAUUGAGGCUACCAGCUUUGUGUCUCCAAAAUGGGUUCCACAGAUGGCUGACCAGGUGGAGGUGAUGAAGGGGAUCUGUAAGAAACCUGGAGUGUCUUACCCAGUCCUUACUCCAAACCUCAAAGGCUUCCAGUCUGCUGUGAAGGCUGGUGCUUCAGAGGUUGCCAUAUUUGGUGCUGCAUCUGAACUGUUCAGUAAGAAGAACAUAAACUGCUCAGUGGAUGAGAGUUUACAGCGCUUUGAAGAGGUUAUGAAAGCAGCUAAAGAGGCUGGUGUGCCAGUUAGAGGUUAUGUCUCAUGUGUUUUGGGAUGUCCAUAUGAAGGCAAGGUUGCACCUGAAAAAGUUGCACAUGUAGCGAAGCGUCUGUACUCCAUGGGCUGCUAUGAAAUCUCCCUAGGUGACACUAUUGGAGUGGGGACUCCAGGUAGCAUGACUGAAAUGCUGGAAGCGGUGAGCAGAGAGGUGCCUCUUAAUGCCUUGGCAGUACACUGCCAUGAUACCUACGGCCAGGCUUUGGCUAACAUCCUUGUAGCGUUACAGAUGGGAAUCAGUGUGGUAGACUCUUCAGUAGCUGGGCUGGGGGGCUGUCCCUAUGCCCAGGGGGCUUCUGGGAAUGUUGCCACUGAAGAUGUAGUCUACAUGCUGCAUGGACUUGGAAUUCAAACAGGGGUCGACCUCCCAAAGCUGAUGGAUGCUGGAGCUUUCAUCUGUCGCACCCUCAACAGAAAGACCAACUCCAAAGUGGCACAAGCCACUUGUAAACUGUAAACAAAAGCCGAACCACAAAGACUAAACAUCCAUGCAACAUGAAGCGGUCAUCUCUUACAGCGUUUCUCAUUUUAAUUCAUCCUUUACAGGUAUAAAAGUACUACUGUAUUAUUUGACUGGUACAGACUCUUGUCUUUGUUAAGAAUAAGCUAUUGACCAGUUAUUCACUACACUGAAGCAUAGCUGGAACAGUGCCUUAUCAGUCUAAUCCUUAAGAUCCUACCUGUCACAAGCCAUGCCUUCACCUAUCUUUUUAAUAGCGUGCUUACAUUACUUCCUGGGCAUUGAGGGCGAGCCAAAUGGAAGCACAGACCUUGUUUAUAGUAAUAAGUUCACCAAUAAAAAUGUCCUAGGGAAAGAUAAACUUAGUGUUGAUGCUUUACAGAGACAAGUGUUGUUUUGAUUUCUAUCAUCCUUAAUAUGCAGUGAUCACUGUCUUCAAAUGAGUUAUUUUUAUGGGCAAAAGGAGCAUGUAUGGAAAAUCUUAGUCUGUAUGAACUUGGGCAUUGUAGUGGUGUGUCAAAAAUACGGUUUUGUAGUAUUUUACUCAUUUGGAUAUGUACAGAGAUAGUAUUACUUUAUUUUUUGUUUGUUUUUAUUUAAUAUACAUGUUUAUGAUUGUAGGGUUUAAAAUAAUACACUUUUGUAAAUAAAAUGUGUUUAUGAACCAUGUUAUUCUGUGUUGGGUUACAUCUGAUUGAUGCUUUGCUUUAUAAACAAGACAAAUAUCAAACAGAAGAAAGGAAAUGCUUGUGUUCAUGCAUGCCAGGCUAAGAGAGCAGAUGGUAGAACACAGUCUCACAUUUGUGGGAAAUUAAAUCCUUCGCAGGGGCGGAAAGUAACAAAUUACAUUCACUCAGAUUACUGUUAUUGAGUUGUUUUUUUGUGUUCUUGUACUUUUUGGAGUAUAUUUUAAAAUCUGUGCUUUCACUUCUACUUAAGUUUCAACCAGAGUAACUGUAGUUUUACUUGGGUUAAAUACUCUUUUGUUGACUACACAGUAGAACAAAACAAGAGAAUGAUUCCACAUCACAUCCCAAAACAGCUGAUUGCUAUUGAAAAAACAGUGUUGAUAUUCAGGGUUAAACCAUUCUGAGUUGAUUUUAACUACAUUCUGAAUAAAAUGGUCUUAGUAUUAGAGUUUUUUACACUGUUUAUCUACUAAGUUCUGUCAAUCUCUGUGAAAAGUCAAUUGAUCUAAGCUUUGCUCUCUGUGAUUUUAAGUGGGGGAUUUGUGGGCAGAGUUUUAAUGUGUUUAGUUGUGUUUGAAUGUUGUCUGUUGAUCCUUGCUGGGUUCUUUUGGUCAUGUUUUUGAUGAACUGUUGUUAUUGAUAUGAGACACAUUUGCACCAUGAGUGAAGUUAUAAGGUGCACCAGAAGCAGUGGUUCUCAACUGGUUUGGAAUCACGGCCCACCACAACCUCCUCAAAGACAACUUGUGACCCAAAUUUCUCAAACUUUUUAAUCAUCAUUACUAUUUUAAGGAAAAAUUGGGUAAUUUGGACAUGAAAUUGAUUUUAAAAAAAUACAACAAAAAAUAGGAAGACAUUUCCUUCAAAAUAAAAGCACAUCACAGACUUUUUUCCACAUAUCCAGGAACACAUCUACAAAUGGCUUCCUGACCAACCAGUUGAGAGCCACGGUCCCAGAGAACACAUAGAGCUUAUUCAUCAUCAGUACACAUUUUCUUGCUAUGAGGUUGACUUUGCUUUGUUCUUGCCAAAGAAGACCCACCUUGAAUCAGAUUUUCAAGAGUUAUUUCAGCUCUGACAUGUAAAAUAUUCAACACUCUCAAAAGUUAAUUUGUGUUAAUUUAACUGUUUAACAGCUUAAUUAAAACUGUAAAUUCUGCUGUGUAUUUUACUUUACUACAGAGGUGGGACAUCACCUGAACAUCCUGGUUGGAGCUCUAUUCUCUUGUUAUUAUUGCCAUUAAGGAAAGAUCUAAUUUUGCUGUACAACUUCUCAGUAGCUACUCAGU
Cheilinus undulatus (humphead wrasse) is the source of this 3006-nucleotide messenger RNA. It is a transcript of the gene hmgcl, whose product is annotated as 3-hydroxy-3-methylglutaryl-CoA lyase. Lineage: Eukaryota; Metazoa; Chordata; Actinopteri; Labriformes; Labridae. The record is from RefSeq and is a predicted model, not a curated record. Gene Ontology annotation, molecular function: hydroxymethylglutaryl-CoA lyase activity. Gene Ontology annotation, biological process: L-leucine catabolic process; ketone body biosynthetic process. Bases 18 to 1025 code for a protein of 335 amino acids. The transcript has 9 exons.